Molecule: messenger RNA, 2149 nt
Organism: Hemicordylus capensis (graceful crag lizard)
Lineage: Eukaryota; Metazoa; Chordata; Lepidosauria; Squamata; Cordylidae
Gene: ARF4
Product: ADP ribosylation factor 4
Exons: 6
Coding region: 436-978 (180 amino acids)
Biological process (GO): intracellular protein transport; vesicle-mediated transport
Cellular component (GO): cytoplasm; plasma membrane
Molecular function (GO): GTP binding; GTPase activity
Source: RefSeq, a predicted model, not a curated record
GGGGGUAGCCACUGGGAGUCGUAGUCUUCCUGUGGCUCUGGAAGCCUGCUCGAGUCUUCGGCAUGUAGGUGGUGCCGCGGUGAGGAUGUGGCGGGCGUGACGCGAUUUUGUCCGCGUUGGAGCCGGGGUGGCUGUGACGUGGCAGAGAGAGAAAGAAAAGGGGAGAGCGAGAGCGAGUCAGGCUCCCCGGGCACAGCUCAGCCUCCCAGAGCAGACGCCGCCGUUGCCUUCGUCAGCGCCCGCCGCUUUCGGCGUCCCUGCGGCAGCCAGACCAGACGGCGAGAGCGAGCGAGCCAGCGGAACGGGGAGAGAGAGCGAGGUUGAUUGACUGAGGAGGGACCGGGGCCCAGGUUGCUGCCUCCGCUUUUCCCCGCCGCCUUCGCACUCGGCCCGCUAGCUCCCUGCGCCGCUGCCUCCGCCCAGCCCGGAGCCGCCAUGGGCCUCACCAUCUCCUCGCUCUUCUCACGCCUCUUCGGCAAGAAGCAGAUGCGCAUCCUCAUGGUUGGAUUGGAUGCUGCUGGAAAAACAACUAUUCUGUAUAAACUGAAGCUAGGAGAGAUUGUCACUACAAUUCCCACAAUUGGUUUUAAUGUGGAAACAGUAGAAUAUAAAAACAUAUGUUUCACUGUUUGGGAUGUUGGUGGCCAAGAUAAAAUCAGGCCACUCUGGAGGCAUUAUUUUCAGAACACACAGGGUCUCAUUUUUGUGGUAGAUAGUAAUGACAGAGAGAGAAUCCAGGAAGCAGCAGAAGAGCUGCAGAAAAUGCUUCAGGAAGAUGAGUUGAGAGAUGCAGUGCUGCUUCUCUUUGCAAACAAACAGGACUUGCCAAAUGCCAUGGCAAUCAGUGAAAUGACAGACAAACUAGGUCUUCAGUCCCUGCGUAACAGAACUUGGUAUGUUCAAGCUACCUGUGCUACACAAGGAACUGGUCUGUAUGAGGGACUUGACUGGCUGUCAAAUGAGCUUUCAAAGCGCUAACUGAAACUGGAUGACUUUCGCACCAGGGACAUGUUUGAUAUAAGUGGUCUAGGCUUGUUACAACAAAAUUAGUUUGCAUCUUGGUUAUUAUACAGUAUCUGGAACUGGUUUGGGCAGAAUAUUACAGCAUUUUGACUUAUUUUGUUGCCAAUUAUUGUUUACCAAGUUACAUGUUACCAAGGUAACAAUAUGCUUGGGUUAAAAAGAACUCCUUAAUUUGGGAAAAAAAGUGUAUCUUCUGAUUUUUACUUCUCUUGUUAGCCUAAAUGCCUGAAUAUAGUUGUGACUUAGAAAUCUGUUUGAAUGCUUCUUGAGCCCCAAUUAAAUUAUAUGUUAAAAGAUUCCCCCCCCCCCGUUUUCUUUAGUUAUGGAUAUCUUAUUCCAUUCCUUAGACAGUCUGCUGACUUAAUCUACCAUUCCAUUAUAUUUAUUUCUUUCCCUUUAUAAAAACACUUCCUAAUAUUGCUCCAGUCAGGAAAAUGCUCUAAAACACUAUUGAAAUCUGCACUGAGGAACAUUUUAUUAACCCUUUGGGUUGUCAGCCCACUUGCCUUUGUGUGAAUUAAAUCUGGUUGGUAGAAUAUUUCUGUGCUGGUUGCAACAAGCUCAUUGAGGUUUUUAAUAUUCAGCAGAUUGUCUUCCUUUAUAUUGUAUCUUUUUUUGUUGCAUGUUGCUUUUUGGUAUCGGCCUGUUUUGCCCAGUGUAUAAUAGUUCUGCUGAAGUUUUACUGUUUAUUGGUGAACAUAUCUUCAUGAAGACAGAUUUUGGAAAAUUCUUCAGACUCAAUGGAUUUAAUUUCUUCAUAACCUACUCAGAAUUCCUAAUUCCUAAUAAAAUGAUACAGAUGUAUAGCUUUGUGUAUGCUCCUUGAAUCUUAAGUUCGUGAAACUGAUAAUAUGAAUGUGUGACAGAAUAAUUCUUUUUUCAAUAAACUGAGUUUUUUUUCUGUACCUUGAACACAGACACAAAUCUGAAUAGGCAUUGAAUUGUUUUCAAUUUGGCAAAAAAUUAAGAUGGGCAGUUAAACUUGUGUACAGUAUAGCUGGUUAAUCAUCAAGGCUAAAAAUCCUGUUAAAGUGUUUUGAAGCUGUAAAUCUAAAUCCUUUAAAGAUGUCCAGAUAUGAAAGUACUAACAGUUUAAAAUUGUAAUAAAGUACAAACUGCCCAAAGA